AUGGACGCGCUCAUGGUCGAGCGGCCCCGGCCUGCGCAGACGGAGCAGCGCUGGCGCGCCGUCCUUGCCGCGCGCCACGAGGAUUACGACCGGGAGCUCGAGAAGGACAACCCGGAGCGGCCGUGGCACAGGGUGCCACACUUCCAGGGCGACGUCGAGGCGGAGUGCAAGCUGUGGGCAAGGGUCUCGCGUGCGCUCGGCGAGGCAUACGCGCGUGACGGCUGGCGCAUCGAGACCAUCGAGCUCGGCCGGGAGCUCGCGCGGGCGCGUGGAGCUUUCCGCUCGGGCCAGCAGGAAACGGGCGCCCCGCACAGCGACGCCCGCCGUAGAGUGCCGAGAGCUCGGCUCGACGCGAGCGCCGAGGAAAAGCGAUCGGCUCCCAAGCAGUGGGACGCCGAGCUGGAGAAUAAGCGGCCGAGGCGAGCUGCGGCGGAUGCAGCCAGUGGUGCGCUCGACGGCGCAGACACCGCGGUCGCGGAGCUGAAAGACGUGCACGCAUCGCAGUCGAUUGCGCUCACAUCCCAUGACGCGCUCGCUGCGAUGCUGUGGCCUGCACAUACUGUUGUGGUGACACUGCACACGAGCGAGCGGCCUUCGUGUCUGCCGGGAGGCGUGGUACAUAUUGGUGCGGCAUUCGACGACCGCGCCGACUUUGACGACGUCGCGAUGACGAGGCGCCUCGACAGGCUGUGCGCUUACACGUGGGCGGCCGACGCGGCACGCGUGGUCUUUGUCUGCCACGCUGGCGUCAACCGCUCGAGCCUCGCGUUGUGCUACUACCUCCAAAAGUACGGCCUGGUGGGCUGGCAGCAGGCAAAGGACGCGCUCGUUGCCGCCAAGCGCGGCGCCGCCAGCGGCUGGCCAACGCUGGAGAAUGGAGCGUUCGUGGCGUACCUCGUUCGGCACUUUGGGAGUGCGGCCUCCUCGUCCGCUGUUGGCGAUGGCGCUGCCUCCGCACCUGCCGCCGCAACUCCCGUAGCGCCGCCGCCACCGCGCUGGUUCUGGCGCACGGUUGCCACCGCGCGCCCGAGUACCGGCGGGCCGGGCGCCGAUCCGGAGGAGGCGGCGCGGCGGCGGCAAGAGGCGGACGAGCGCAUGCGCAGCCAAGGCGUCGACCCGCGGACGGGCCGCACUUGGGGCUGCUGGGAGCGCGGCCGGCCAGGUGGCAUCUGGGUGCGUGGAGUACCGGGGCAGCGAAGGCCGUGGGGCGAGUGUGGUUGA
This is a messenger RNA of Emiliania huxleyi CCMP1516, 1221 nucleotides long. RefSeq lists its product as hypothetical. Bases 1 to 1221 code for a protein of 406 amino acids. Lineage: Eukaryota; Haptophyta; Isochrysidales; Noelaerhabdaceae. The record is from RefSeq and is a predicted model, not a curated record. The transcript has 3 exons.